CUGGCAAAAAAUCUGACACUGAAUGCACUGUGCAGUACAAUCAAAAUGUUUUAUUCGUCAUUUGGCGAACGGGCAUUGCAAUGUUUUAAACAUUCGCAAGAAUAGGAUUGUGUGUCGUCACAUACUUUAAUCAAAUCGAUUAAUCCGGCUCGGCAGCGGAUGUUUACGUUUUCGACUUGACAUUGACGCAUACAGCAAAGGGUGUGCAAACAAGUUUUUCUUGUAAUAAUGGGUAAUGCGGGAAGUAACCAACCAGUCAGCCACCAUCAUGGCAAUACAGCAAGCAGAGAGCAUCGACACAACAAAGAACAUCCACCAUCUUCUCCAGGAAAAGAAGGACAAGUAUUUAUCUUUGAUAAGAAACCCAGCCAGAAACUUGUCUUUCAGUCUUCCCACGAGGAAGAAGAGCCAUACUUUGCAAAGACUGGCCAACAAGAUGGAGAAGAUUUUGGAUCACAGCGACCAAGAUCUAAUACUGUUUCUGAAGGAACAAAAGUUGCUGAUAGUAAAGUGCUACCAACUGUUUUCAAAUGGGAAGGAGGUGGAAAGCAAGUAUAUAUUAGUGGUACAUUUACUGGAUGGAAGACAUUGCCAAUGGUGAAAAGUCAUGGAGAUUUUGUGACAAUUAUUGACUUGCCAGAAGGAGAGCAUCAGUAUAAGUUUUUUGUUGAUGGAGAAUGGAGACACGAUCCUGGGCUGAAAAUUGUGGACAAUGGCAUGGGUUCCAAAAACAACUUAGUGUCAGUAAGAAAAUCUGACUUUGAGGUAUUUCAAGCUCUCGCAAAAGACAGCGAGGGUGUCACUAGUAGUGCUCAAACAGAAUAUGGACAAGAUAUACCACCGCAUAAGCCUUGGGAGAAGGUGCCUGGUCCGCCUAUCUUGCCGCCACAUUUGCUGCAAGUUAUUCUUAAUAAGGACACACCGCUAUCCUGUGAACCCACUCUUCUACCUGAGCCAAAUCACGUCAUGUUGAACCACCUUUAUGCCUUGAGUAUCAAAGACAGCGUGAUGGUCUUAUCAGCCACGCAUCGUUAUCGCAAAAAAUACGUCACUACUUUGCUUUACAAGCCGAUUUAAGCAUUAAGUCAUUCCCGUAUACAUAUUCGUUGGUGCUGGUCGUUUCCUAGUUAUCACGUAUUAACGCCCGGGUGCCAGAGUGACGUGAUGUCGUGGCUGGAAACUUUCCGAGCUUUGGAGAGAGACAGGGUAGAGAAUUAACAUCUAGUGAUGUCCUUUCUGUCGCUACAUUUAUUAUGCCUCAGUCAUAUGUAAAAUAAUGUAAUUACUAUUUAUUAAAGUCAGACAUUUUA
Messenger RNA from Odontomachus brunneus, 1310 nucleotides. RefSeq names its product 5'-AMP-activated protein kinase subunit beta-2 (gene alc). The record is from RefSeq and is a predicted model, not a curated record. Gene Ontology annotation, molecular function: protein kinase binding. Lineage: Eukaryota; Metazoa; Arthropoda; Insecta; Hymenoptera; Formicidae. Bases 229 to 1077 code for a protein of 282 amino acids. Gene Ontology annotation, biological process: signal transduction. The transcript has 5 exons. Gene Ontology annotation, cellular component: cytoplasm; nucleus; nucleotide-activated protein kinase complex.